AUGGUCAUCGCAGCACUAGUCAUCGGACUCAUUGUCUGUUUUGUCACUUAUGGAUUUCUAGAACUAUGUCGAAUAGGAGUGGUGAGAGUGGGCACCCUUAUCGUGUUCCUGACGUUUCAACCUUACAUCCUUGAUUAUCAUGCUGACCGUGGAUUUGUCAUGUAUCACCUUCGUUAUGUUGAGGCUUGCUCCCUUAGUUUCUCCUUCUCAGGAAAGACAUAUUUCUACCAUCAUAUCAGCUUUAAAGUCACUAAUAUUGACUAUGACAGCAAGUUUGCAAAACCAUAUUCACAAGAAUAUACGGACCUAAAUAAUAAGAUAGUAUCUUUGAUAAAUGAAACAUUUCAUGGAUCCAGACUGAGAAGACAGUAUGUCAAAUGCCAAGUUGUCCAAGUAAGCCGAGCCAAAGGAAAAGUGAUAAUACACACCGUGCUUAAGUUUAAAUCUUAUUAUACAAAUACUUCUGCAAAAUUUCGAGAUAAGAUCGAAACCAUUUUACAUCAGAAGCUAAAGGGCAAAACUGGGUCUUUAUGUAUAGAUUAUUCUUCAUUCAGAUUUUCAGAUAUUGCAAUGCCAAUGGCAGAAAAUCUUCUCCAUACAUGUUGUGGACAUCGCAAAAUUACUCGCUCUGGCAACAAGAUAGCCGGGGGCAUGGAUGCUGAGGAAGGAGAAUGGCCCUGGCAAGCUAGUCUUCAACAGAAAAAUGUCCACCGAUGUGGGGCCACUCUGAUUAGUAACAGCUGGCUUCUCACUGCUGCUCACUGUUUCGUAAAGGCCAGGGAUCCCAAACAAUGGAAUGUUAGUUUCGGGCUCCUUUUAAGUGACCCACAUAUACAGCGAAGUGUCAAGGAUAUUAUAAUUCAUGAAAACUACCACUACCCCUCACACAACAAUGACAUUGCUGUCGUGCGUCUGUCUUCACCAGUACUAUAUACAAGCAAUAUCCGAAGAGCAUGUCUUCCAGAAACUUCUUAUGCAUUCCCACACAAUUCUGAUGUGGUGGUCACUGGAUGGGGAACAUUACAGUCUGAUGGAACAAGUCCUAAUAUACUCCAAAAGGGAUUAGUGAAGAUUAUUGAUAACAAGACCUGCAACAGGAGAGUGGUAUAUGACGGUGCGAUCACACCUGGGAUGUUGUGCGCUGGGUUUCUGGAAGGAAGUGUCGAUGCCUGCCAGGGUGACUCUGGUGGACCUCUGGUUGGUGCAGAUAAUAAAGGCACUUGGUUCCUUGCUGGUAUUGUAAGCUGGGGAGAUGAGUGUGCCCUUCCAAACAAGCCUGGAGUCUACACUCGAGUGACCCAUUAUCGAGACUGGAUCAUGUCCAAAACUGGGCUGUAG
Messenger RNA from Cervus elaphus (red deer), 1338 nucleotides. Its product is annotated as transmembrane protease serine 11C-like. Gene Ontology annotation, biological process: proteolysis. Gene Ontology annotation, cellular component: extracellular region; plasma membrane. Gene Ontology annotation, molecular function: serine-type endopeptidase activity. NCBI's taxonomy places the organism in Eukaryota, Metazoa, Chordata, Mammalia, Artiodactyla, Cervidae. The transcript has 10 exons. The coding region runs from base 1 to 1338 and encodes 445 amino acids. The record is from RefSeq and is a predicted model, not a curated record.